Messenger RNA from Leptopilina boulardi, 501 nucleotides. RefSeq lists its product as uncharacterized. The coding region runs from base 1 to 501 and encodes 166 amino acids. Lineage: Eukaryota; Metazoa; Arthropoda; Insecta; Hymenoptera; Figitidae. The record is from RefSeq and is a predicted model, not a curated record. Gene Ontology annotation, biological process: proteolysis. Gene Ontology annotation, molecular function: aspartic-type endopeptidase activity. The transcript has a single exon.
AUGUUGGCCGAUGACAUAUCUCUCAGUAAAUCGCGCCGACUUUUCGUGACAGAUGAAUCUUCCAGGACCAGGUUCCUCAUUGACACAGGUGCGGAUCUAUGCGUGGUUUCGCGAAUACAACUUCCUGAACCUCGUGCAAAAUCAUCGUAUGAACUUUUCGCGGGCAACAGAACCAUCAUCGGUUUGCGCCGUCAAUUCACCUGGAGAUUCGUCAUCGCCGACGUCGAGAAACCUAUCAUCGGUGCUGACUUCCUGGCACACUAUGGACUCCUGGUGGACCUUCAAAAACAACGUCUCCUUGACCAAGCAACUCAUUUUACCUCCCACGGAGAGGUGAUUGAGUGCGAGGUUCCCAGUAUUAAAACCGUCACUGGGAGGUCACAUUUUCACGAUCUUCUUCAACGGUUUCCUGAGAAAACACGUCCAGAUGGAACCACAAGGACUGUCCAGCACUCUACGAGACAUCACAUCCUGACAACACCCGGACCACCUGUGGCGUAG